CAGGGCAAAGUUCCCCCUCAGUCUGGUAAUAUUUAACGGGACAGUUUUGGGUGAUAUCUCAGUGCACCAGGUAUGGGGAAGAAACAGCAUCGUUGACAUGCAUCCACUGUGUGUGAGACUGGUUGCUGAUCCACAGAGACACCAGACCCAGGGCCACCCAGCAUUGAACAAUGGUGCUUCAUCUGUUGGUGAUCCUACUCUCAUGCCAGAUUCAAGCAGUUGGAGCUCAGAUGAAGCUGUCACCUGAAAAACUAACUGUCCUGCGAGGGGGUGAGGCCCGCUUUACCUGCGCUCCCAACACUGAGUGGACCGUCAUGGUGUGGCUGCUGAACGGCAAAGCGGUGCUCACCAUCUCAAAGGAACACGGUGUCCUGAGAUCCAUCAACACUACUGUGACAGCUGAGAACAAGAAGGGAGACAGCUGGGUGUUUGUCCUGAAGAGCACAGAGAGGCACAACCAGGGACGAGUAACCUGUGACCUCCAGAACAUUGACAGGAAAACAGCAACCCUGCUUGUACAAGAAAAGGGCAGCGUGACACUCUUUGGUGAUGACAGGUUGGCUUUCAAGGGCCACACGGUGCUGUUUGAAUGCCAAGCGGCAGGAUGGUACCCUAAACCCAGUCUGCAGUGGGAGGUGGGUGACAGAAAGGUGAGCCAGGGUGAAUACAACAUCAGCAGUGAAGAGUCGGGGAAGAGCCUCUUCACUGUGAGCAGCAACCUCAGCGUGACGGCAACAAAGAGCUCUCAUGUGUGUUGUCUGGCCUCCGUGUCUGCCCUCCCCACACCACUGAAGAGCAGCGUCCGGCUGACAGUGGUUUCAGAGGUGGUGCAGGACUGCACGGUCCCUCUGGCAGUAACGGCCUCCCUCUCUGCUCUUCUGCUGCUCAUCCUGCUCUGCAUCUGCAUUGUCCUCUGUUGCCGACAAAGGAGACAAGCAAAAUCAAGCCCGCAGGAAGCCAUAUGGAUCGACCAAUUGGUGGCUGGGAGAAGCCCGGUUGCUGGGGCGACAGGGGGGAAGGUCAACCUGGGAUACUCUACUGAGGGCUCCACAGAUGCAGAUUACAGCGAGCGAAGCAUUGAAACUCGUAGCCAGAUGGCCUUUGUCAGCUUUCGGAAGGUCCCUGAUGUUGUGCACUCCAGCAGCCUGUCUCUACACAGUGAGAGCCAAGCGCAGGUGACUCUGUCAGAGCGAGACUCCCAGAACGUCAGGAGGAUUACCACAGUCUAAAUGUUUAUCAUGAUGUCAUACAUGUUGCAUUAAUGAAAACAGUAUGUCAUUGUGAUGUGUAGUAUUUACAACUGAGCAACUCACCUAUGUUUGCACGGUAUAACUGAAUUUUUUGUGAAGUGAGAAGCUAACGUUAUGUGACCUUGAGCUGUGUGAGCAAAGAUAUUAUGAAACUUUAAAUGAGUCCUCAUAAAUGUAAGUUGUAUUUUUAUUUUUAAUACAUGGCUUUUUUGUGCAUUUCUUUAAAUUGUAACUGUUUGUUACACUUUACACUUUCCAUCACAACUUGGGUCUUAUGUUUAUCGUUAUGUUUAUCGUUUACUCUGGUACAGUAUCAUGAUGAGGAACUGAAACAGUGAAACUGCUUAAAAAAAAAAGUAUAUUGACACACAAUGAUCAGACAGGUUGUAAACCAGCCAAAAGUUUAGUCAGGUGAUUUAACCACUUUGUUUGGAGGUAAAACAUCAUGUGACCACUGUGCACACGGCUAUGGAAAGUAGAAUAGAGGUCAAGUAAACUGGGUUGUUACGUGAAUGUACCAAAUAAUUUGGUGAGUACAGUGUUAUCAUCGCUGAUAGAAACAAAUGGCCAAAAUUACAAAAUUACUGUAAUAAAAGUUGUUGCACUAAA
This is a messenger RNA of Lates calcarifer (barramundi perch), 1859 nucleotides long. RefSeq names its product immunoglobulin superfamily, member 5b (gene igsf5b). NCBI's taxonomy places the organism in Eukaryota, Metazoa, Chordata, Actinopteri, Centropomidae. The record is from RefSeq and is a predicted model, not a curated record. Gene Ontology annotation, biological process: cell-cell adhesion.